This is a messenger RNA of Ctenopharyngodon idella (grass carp), 2324 nucleotides long. It is a transcript of the gene atad3, whose product is annotated as ATPase family AAA domain containing 3. Gene Ontology annotation, biological process: mitochondrion organization. The coding region runs from base 105 to 1991 and encodes 628 amino acids. The record is from RefSeq and is a predicted model, not a curated record. Gene Ontology annotation, cellular component: mitochondrion. Gene Ontology annotation, molecular function: ATP binding; zinc ion binding; ATP hydrolysis activity. The transcript is spliced from 16 exons. Lineage: Eukaryota; Metazoa; Chordata; Actinopteri; Cypriniformes; Xenocyprididae.
GUGGCUGCGCGUGAGGAGCAGGGCGCAGGCGCAGAGCGCGGCGUGACACUCGUGUGGAGUGGAAGUCUGUCCGUACCCGGUGGUUCAGUGUCUGUCAGCGGAUCAUGUCGUGGCUGUUCGGGCUCAAUAAAGGUCAGAGUGGCGCUCCGCCGGAGGGCCCGGUUCCGCCUGCUCCUCCUCCUCCUCCGCCCGGCGGCUCCGGUUCUGGUUCGGCUGAUAAACCCAAGGACAAAUGGAGCAACUUCGACCCGACGGGGCUGGAGCGCGCGGCGCAAGCGGCCAAAGAUCUGGACCGAUCCCGUCAUGCCAAAGAGGCGCUGGAUCUCGCGCGCAUGCAGGAGCAGACCGUCCAGAUGGAGCAUCAGAGCAAAAUGAAGGAGUACGAGGCGGCCGUGGAGCAGCUGAAGGGCGAGCAGAUCCGCGUUCAGGGUGAAGAACGCAGGAAGACACUGAAUGAGGAGACCAAACAGCACCAAGCGAGAGCUCAGUAUCAGGACAAACUGGCGCGGCAGCGGUACGACGACCAGCUCCGACAGCAGCAAAUUCUGAAUGAGGAGAACCUGCGCAAACAGGAAGAGUCGGUGCAGAAACAGGAAGCCAUGAGGAGAGCGACCAUCGAGCACGAGAUGGAGCUGCGGCACAAGAACGAGAUGCUGCGCGUGGAGGCGGAGUCUAAAGCUCGUGCCCGCGUGGAGAGAGAGAACGCUGACAUCAUCCGCGAACAGAUCCGACUGAAGGCGGCCGAACACAGACAGACCGUACUGGAGUCCAUACGGACUGCAGGCGCCGUGUUCGGAGAAGGUUUCCGCACAUUCAUAUCCGACUGGGAUAAAGUCACGGCUACGGUGGCGGGACUGACGCUGCUGGCGGUGGGCGUUUACUCGGCGCGUAACGCGACAGCUGUGGCGGGGCGCUACAUCGAGGCUCGGCUAGGAAAACCUUCGUUAGUACGAGAAACCUCUCGAAUCACGGUGGUGGAAGCCCUCAAACACCCCGUCAAGAUGGCGAAGCGUUUGAAGAGUAAAGCGCAGGACGCGCUGGAGGGAGUCGUGCUCAGCCCGUCUCUGGAGGAGCGCGUGCGUGACAUCGCCAUCGCCACCAGGAACACCCGACAGAACCGCGGACUGUACCGGAACAUCCUCAUGUACGGCCCGCCGGGGACGGGGAAGACACUCUUCGCUAAGAAGCUAGCGAUGCAUUCUGGGAUGGAUUACGCCAUCAUGACGGGGGGAGACGUGGCUCCGAUGGGGCGUGACGGAGUGACGGCGAUGCACAAGGUGUUCGACUGGGCCGGAACCAGCCGCCGCGGGCUGCUGUUGUUUGUGGAUGAAGCCGAUGCAUUCCUGCGCAAGAGAUCCACUGAGAAGAUCAGCGAGGAUCUGCGCGCGACUCUAAACGCAUUCCUGUACCGCACCGGAGAACAGAGCAACAAGUUUAUGCUGGUGUUGGCCAGUAAUCAGCCUGAGCAGUUUGACUGGGCCAUAAACGACCGAAUCGACGAGAUCGUGAACUUCAUGCUGCCGGGACCCGAAGAGAGAGAGAGACUCGUGCGGCUGUACUUCGACCGAUACGUGCUGGAGCCGGCCACUGGAGGACGCCAGCGGCUGAAGCUGGCUCCGUUCGAUUAUGGGCUGAAGUGUUCGGAGAUUGCGAAGCGUGUGGACGGCAUGUCUGGACGAGAAAUCUCUAAACUCGGAGUCGCAUGGCAGGCGGCGGCGUACGCAUCCGAGGACGGGGUCCUGACUGAGGCCAUGAUCGACGCCCGUGUGGACGAGGCCAUCCGGCAGCACCGGCAGAAGAUGGACUGGCUUCAUGGAGAAGGAGUUCUGGACAACGAGGGCCGACCGGCACCAGAAACACCCGCUAAAGGCACGAAGACGGGCUUCACGCCGCCGCUGAAGGCACAGGAAGUGCUCAGCCCUCUGCAGGAAGUCCCGGAGGACAGCAGGAAGACGUCAGAACAGAGCAAACCUGACGGGACUCCAGUUUAACGCUCGUUUAGAGUCACGAUCAUGUGUUAGUAGAAGGAAUGAUUAAAACCGCUGUAACUCGCGUCUGUGUUUGUGUCGGUGGCUGAUGUUUACUUCACUGUCAGUGAUCACAGAGACUGGAAACAACUUCAUGAAAUCAGAUGGAAACUGUUUUUAUGUCUGACAGUAAAGCAACUUUCAUUUCUUACGUCUGUUCGAGUUUGAGUUGAACCAUGUUUUUUGUCUGCUUGUUGACUCAAUCAACACGAACUGAUUCAGAAAUGUUUACCUUGAAUGUAAUGUAAGACGUUUUGGUGAAAUGUAUCUGCAAAUGCAUAAACUUGACUAACAAUA